GUCGGGAUCUACACCUUCUCUGUUCUGCUGGAUUACUGACUCCAGACAUGAUGCUCAUCUUUGGACUGAUGCUUUUGCUGGAAACGGCUGCAUGUGUGGAGGUUAACUGCAGUUUUGAUCAGUCUGGUCCCUGUUCCGCUGCUCUCGGAGACAAACUCAGACUGAAGUUGGUGGACGCUAGUAAAUAUAACCUGAAGAUACAAAAGAGAAACUACAACACACAAGAUGAUCCAGUUUGUAAAAUAAAGGAUGACACGAUGAAGGAAUGUGAUCUCUUUAAUAACAGAUAUGAUAAAGUGUCAGUCAAAAAUGGGAUUCUGGUAAUAAACUCUGUGAUCAGAGCAGAUUCAGGGAAUUACAGAUUACAAGUCUUUGCCUCAGACGGCACAGAAACAUCUAGAGAUCUUCAAGUGAUUGUUGAAGGGGAAGAUCCUGCAAUCAUUGCCAUCGUUCUGGGAUGUCUCGCUGUAGUUCUUAUACUUCUGGUCAUCGUGGCGUAUUACUUUUACAAGAAGAAGAAUCAGCUCAAACCCACAAGAAUUUCAGAUCAUGUGAAUGAACACGACGCUCAGAAGAGAGAGGAAGAACAGAAGAGACCAGAUGUAGAAUAUGCCACCGUCAACUCUCAGAACAACAAGAACAAGAGGAAGAAGAAGAUGAAGGAAGAAGAGGUUCAUUAUGGAGAAGUGACGUUCACCAGCUCCAGCGUUCAGCGGCCGCGUCAGACGCACGAGGAUUGUGUGUAUUCUGAGGUUCACACACGCUAGUGUGAAACGACCACGAACCCACAGACUGCGAGUGUGAAAACACAACGGCCCAGUUGCGAGCGGACUAUGAUGCAAUGCUCCGGUUAUUGA
Messenger RNA from Rhinichthys klamathensis goyatoka, 857 nucleotides. RefSeq lists its product as uncharacterized. The transcript is spliced from 5 exons. The coding region runs from base 48 to 767 and encodes 239 amino acids. Lineage: Eukaryota; Metazoa; Chordata; Actinopteri; Cypriniformes; Leuciscidae. The record is from RefSeq and is a predicted model, not a curated record.